AUGAUUGUAAAAUUUCACAAGAAAACAGAGAGAAUAAAAGGAUUGUCAUUUCAUACAAAAUAACCCUGGUUACUUGUUGGAUUACAUUCUGGAACAAUUUAAAUGAUAGAUUAUAGAUUGGGAAGAGUAAAAAUAUGGUUAAUAUUACAAUCAGACAAUUGAAGAAUUUAUUGAGCAUGAAGGUCCUGUGAGAUCAGUUUAGUUUCAUCAAUCUUUAUGUCUGUUUGUAUCAGGCUCAGAUGAUUUUACUGUAAGAGUUUGGAAUUACAAAACAAAAAAAUGUUAAUUUGUAUUGCGUGGCCAUCUAGAUUUUGUAAGAUGUGUACAUUUCCAUCCAGAAUUACCUUGGUGUGUAUCAGCUUCAGAUGAUUAAACAUCUAGAAUAUGGAAUUAUCAAUCAAGACAAAUGAUAGCCAUAGUAACAGGGCAUAGUCAUUAUGUAAUGCAUUGUGAAUUUCAUCCAACCAAAGACUUUUUAAUUACAUGUUCUUUAGAUUAGACUAUACGAUUAUGGUCUAUUGCAUAAUUAAAGAAAAGAUUUACUUAAAAAAAUGUAAAAUAUUGAAUUAAAUUUAAAGGUUCUAAAUGAAUAACAAAAUGAAUUAGAAUUAAUAUAAAUUUUAGAAGGACAUAAUCAAGGUGUAAAUUGGUGUACAUUUAAUUAAACUGAAAAUUUAAUAUUAUCAGCAUCAGAUGAUAAAAAAGUUAAAGUUUGGAAAUUUAAUGAUUCAAGAGGAUUUGAGAUUGAUUCUUAUAUGGGUCAUAAUGUAUUUUUAUUAUUAUUAUAAUUAUAGAAUAAUGUUAGUAGUGCUAUGUUUCAUCCAUUUGGAGAUUACUUUAUAUCUAAUUCAGAAGAUAACACAGUUAGACUUUGGGAUACGAAAAAGAAAAUAGAAAUUGACUGUUUUACUAAUUAUGAAUUAGAUAGAUUUUGGGUUAGUGCUGUUCAUUAGAAUAAUAAUUAUUUUGCAGGAGGAAGUGAUUCUGCUUUAUAUAUAUUUACAUUAUUUAAAAAUAGACCUGCAAUUGAUUUAGUGGAUAAUAAGAAUUUAUUUGUUGGGAGCAAGAAAUAAAUUAAAUUAAUAGAUUUAUAAAAUAAUUAAGAGAAAAUAAUAAAGAAUUUCUAAGAAAUUUCAAAUUUAAUAUCAGAUAAUCUAUUAUAAGAUAAUAUUGAGUUCAUCUAAUAAAAUAUUUAUGAAAGUAGCAAAAACUAACUUUUAGUCAGAUUAAAACAAAACUCUCAUAAUAAAUAAAGAGGAAUAUGUAAAUAUGUGAUUUUUGAAUGUUAAACUAAUAUCAGUUAAAUCUUUUUGGGUAAGACUGCAAUUUUCAUUGGAAAAUCUAAGAUUUUAAAGUCGAAAGAAAAUUCUGAAAUAGAAAUUUAUAAUUUUGAAGUUGAUUCUCAUACAGCUUUAGGCCAUAAAGCAGAUAAACUCUUUCCUUUUUAAGGAGGCAAAGCAAUCUUUUAUACAGAUUAAAUGAUAAAUGUAUUAGAUCCUGUGGCUAAUUAAGUAAUAUAUUAAAUUCCUUGUUCAAUAGAAUUUAAUAAUAUGAAAAAAGUGUUAACAAACGAUACAUAUGUUAUGAUAUAAACUAAAAAGUCUAUUUAUCUAUUUACAAAAUCAUUUUAAAGAGUUACUUAGAUUUCAGAAUCAAUAAAUAUUAAAUCAGUAUUAUUUUUAAGUCGAACAUAAAAUAUUAUAAUAUAUUCAACCAAAGUUCACAUAAAAUAUUUGUUAAUCAAUGGUGAUUCAGGAAUAUUUGGAACUAUGGAAACUGUUCCAUAUUUAAUAUAAUUACAAUAACCAAUAGAUAAAUAAGGUGAAAAAUAUAAAUUAUUUUACAUGAAUAAUGUUGGUAAAUUAUUAAAUAUGAAUCUUGAUUGUUCUGAAAUGCUUUUUAAAUAAGCCUUGAUGGAUAAAAACAUUAAAUAUAUAUAAAACUUCUUAAAAACACAUAAGAAAAUGGGUGAUUUGAUUACAUCAUAUCUAUAUUAAAAGGGAUUUUCAAUGAUUGCUUAUUAAUUAGUUGAUGACAAAAGAGCUAAAUUUUAAUUAGCAUUAUCUUCAAAUAAUUUAGAACUCUCGUAUAGAACAUGUGAUGACUUAAAGAAUCCUAUAUGUUAUCAAUAACUUUCUGAAGAAGCCAUGAGAUAGGGCAAUCAUAAUAUAGUAGAAGUUUGUUAAUAAAAAUUGAGAUCCUCUUAAUAAUUGUCUUUUCUCUAUACAAUCACUGGUUAAACUGAAAAGCUGAAUGUAUUAAGUACAAUAGCCAAAGAAUAAAACGAAUAUAAUACUCGAUUCUAAACAUUAUUACACCUUGGAAAUAUUAAUUAAAGAAUUUAAUUUUUAUAGGAUUGUAAAUUGAAUCAUAUAGCCAAUCUCAGCAAAUUAGUUCAUGGAUUGGAAUAUGAUAAAAAAUUCAUCAAUUCUGAAGAUUUAGAAUGGUUGUAAGCUUUAUCACCAGAAACCUUAUUACCUUCUAAUUAGAUUAUCAAAUCUAAAUAACAUCCUCUAUUUUCUAUAAAUUGGCCUCAUAAUUUUGUUGAUUAAGAUUAAUAAUAUAAUUUAUUAAUAGUAGAAGAAUAAGAAACUAAGGAAAGAAAUCAGAAAUCAUAAGAAAAAUCAUCAGAAAAUUAAGAAAAGUAGAAUAAUAAUAAUUCUAAAAUUAAAAAAGAUGAUCAAAAAAUAGAAAGUUAAGAAAAUUAAGAUAAAGAAGAAACAUUUGAAGAUUGCUAAUGGGAAAUAAAUGAAUAAGAACUACUAGAAAUGUAAUUAAAUUAAGCAACUUUAGAUUAUAAAAGUUUGUAAUAUGGAUAUCCUGAUUAUAAAAAAGGUACAAUCUACUUUAUAACAAAAUAGUUUUAUCACCUGCCGAAUAGAUAGUUACUGAAUAAUUCUAAUAAUGUUAAUAAACAUUAAAAUCUACAAAAAAUGUAACCAAUCUUAAUUUGUGCAAAGAUUAUAUGAAAUAAUUAUGUCUAGGUUCAAUUAUGGAUAUAAGUUAAAUACCUUUCCUUUAGGCUGCUCCUUAAAUGAUAUCAUCUGUAUUAGAUAAAUAGCAUUUCAAUAGAAUUUCUUAAACUCUUUUAAAAUAAGGAUACAAAUAAACUACUGAUGGCAAAUUUUAAGAUGCCUUGACUACAUUUAAAACUUUAUUGAGAUAAGCUUUAUUUUAUGAUAAGAAUAUAGAUAUUAUUCCUAUCUGUUUAAAUUAUAUUAUGGCUAUGAAUUGCGAAAUUUAAAAGAAAGACUAAAGUGUUUCAAGACAAAUUGAGUUAGCUUGUUAUAUGGCUAUGUGUGAUUUAUAACCAAUACAUCGUUCUCUUACUUUAAGGGCAGCUAUGAGUUUAGCUUAUAAACAUAAGAAUCAUUUGACUGGAGCUUAAGUAGCUAAAUAUUUGUUAAAACUAUUAGAAAAGGCUCCAUAAGGAUCAGCUUAUGCUAAGAUUGAAGUUAUUGAAAACGUAAAGAAAGUAUUGAAUAAUUAACAUUCUAGAUCUUAAAAAAUUGCGAGUAAUCAUAAAGAAAUGAGUAUUAAAUUGACUUUGAAGAAGAUUAUUUAAUAUAAGGGUCUAAAAUUUUAUUUGCCGAUAAUUUGACUAUCAUUAAAAAAUAAAGCUUUUAUUAAUGUCUUUUUGAUAAAGCAUUAUAUUCUGAAAAAGGAAAACUUUGUUAAAUUUGUGAUUUGUGUUAUAUUAAUUGA
Molecule: messenger RNA, 3705 nt
Organism: Paramecium pentaurelia
Lineage: Eukaryota; Ciliophora; Oligohymenophorea; Peniculida; Parameciidae
Source: the annotation of a GenBank genome assembly